Molecule: messenger RNA, 2777 nt
Organism: Morone saxatilis (striped sea-bass)
Lineage: Eukaryota; Metazoa; Chordata; Actinopteri; Moronidae
Product: serine/threonine-protein kinase SBK2
Exons: 5
Coding region: 248-1393 (381 amino acids)
Biological process (GO): peptidyl-threonine phosphorylation; peptidyl-serine phosphorylation
Molecular function (GO): ATP binding; protein serine/threonine kinase activity
Source: RefSeq, a predicted model, not a curated record
CCAACGAGCUCGUCAGACAGCUCGGAGAGUUUCUCCGCUGACUGUGAACUACAAGCAAACUCUCCCUGCAGCAGACUGAGACUCCUGUGGGGUUCUGUGCCGUAGCGGUACAAAAGAUUCAGCUGAUGAAGGUCUGAGGAGGAUUUCCUUACAGGUGCACCUGCUAAAUGAAGAGCAGGACGGACAUUUAGAUUGGACAGAUUCCUCUCUGAAGAUCUACGUCGCUGAACUGAACCACAGCUGCAAAAUGACAGCUGCCACGAAGCUUCUGGACGAGAUGUGCCAUCUGACGGCUCAGUCCCUGACACCAUUGGACACAUCGGAGCACUUCAAGGUCCUAAAGCUUCUGGGUGAAGGCUCGUAUGGCAAAGUCAUGCUGGCUGUUCACAGGAAGAGAGGUACCCCGAUGGCUCUGAAGUUCUUCCCUCGUGAAUCCACCUCUCUUUUCUCGUUCCUGAGGGAGUACAACCUCUCUCUGUCGUUCUGUACCCACCCGUCCCUGACCAGAGCCAUGGGAAUCGCCUACUCCACGCCUUCACACUACGUCUUCGCUCAGCAAGCGGGGCUCUUUGGCGAUCUCUACGAUGUCAUCUUGCCUGAGGUCGGGAUGGAGGAGGACAGCUGUCAGCGGGUGGUGUCCCAGCUGUGUGGCGCUCUGUCCCACCUGCACUCUCUUGGUUUCGUCCACAGAGACCUAAAACCAGAGAAUGUCUUCCUGUGUGACUCCGCCUGCCGCUGGGUCAAACUAGGAGACUUUGGCAUGGUGAAGGCCAGAGGCACCAGGGUCCCAGAGGUUUGGUACAGCUCUCCCUACUGCACCCCCGAGGCUGAGAUCGCACGCGGAAAUGAGGACAGCUGGAAAAGCAUGAAUGACGGCGCUCAGGAGAAUGAGGAGAAGAAAAAGGAGUCAAGAGUUUGGGUGUCUGUGGAGCCCAGCACAGACAGCUGGGCACUGGGGAUACUGACCUAUGCUAUGCUCACUGGCAGUCAUCCCUGGGCCGAAACAGCCAGCGACUGCCACUCAUACCUGAAAUACCAGGAGUGGUUUGACAGGGCAAAAGGCCCUGAUGACGAACUGGACGUGUGGGCAGAGCCGCAGGGCGAGAGCACACAGGAUGUCAUUGGUUUAAUUGGAGCAGAACUUGGAAAGAAAGACCGCCCUCCCAUAGCCCCCCAGUUUGCAUGUUUCACCCCGCUGGCCUGUUCCUUCUUUCAGUCGCUCCUCGACCCGAGGCCCCGGCUUCGGGGACGACCUGAGGACGGGCUGAGUUACCUCGGAGGGGACUGGGUGAUGGAGAAGGAGAGGGUGCGGCUGGAGGCGGAGAGGAAGAAGAGCAGAGGGAAAGGAGCGAUCAGGAACAUGAAAGAGAUGGAGGGGAGAGGAGAGCGAUAAGUAGACUUAUGAACUGAUCAGUAUAUAGGUGAUGUUUAGGUUUAAUUUAUUAAACCUGACUAAUUUUGCUUUUAGUUUCUUUAGCAGACAUAUUUUAUUGUGCCUCAAGAAGCCAUGGUGGUGAUAAACUACAAACACUGUAAAGACUACAGUAGAUAAACACAUAAACAUUCUCUGGUUCAAGCUUCUCAAAUGUGAGAAUUUGCUCCUUUUUUGUUUUAUAACUGUGAAUGGAAUAUCUUUGGAAUUUGGACUGGGAGUCAAACGUUAAAUGAAUCAACAAAGUGAUAGAUUAAUCAACAACAAAAAAACAAGUACAAAUACAAAGAUUUGGGGGGAAAAAAUCAUAUAAUCUUUCAUAAUUACAACAAAUAAGUCCAAAACUAAAAUGACUGUGAGCCUCGACAUUACAUUUUACACUGUGAGAGGACACUGAUCCUGAAGUGUAGCUGAGGGUUUGAGAGCGGCUGAUGGCAGAGGGUGUGAAGGGGUGGGAGACUGAUGGAAAAACCAUUUCCCACAUGUUCAUGCUCUUCAAACAGGAGGGAAAAGAAAUCCCCUUUUGCUAAAUGAAAACAAGAUGGUUUAUAGGAGAUUUGGUUUUAACUGUUUCCACCACAGUCUCAUUUGUUCAAGGAAGUCACUUCAUUAUUUUAACAAUGUCUUUUUAAUUAUUUAAAAAAAUAUUUACUAUAUAACUAGCUGUAUCUUAUGGAAAGUGACUUGAAAAAUGUUAAUAACUGCAGUUGUUUAGUGGUGUUGUAAUGCUAUCUGCCCUUGUAAAAGAUACCCUCUUUAGCACACUGCAUCUAUAUGGGUCUACACAUCAUAGUAGCCUUGAACUUUAUAUAGACGGCGGUAGCGCCCAGUUUUUACAGCCAUAAACACGUCUGCUAACAGUCUGAGAGGUACAGUGCAAAAACCACAACACUCAUUUUUCCUACCUGGCUUCAAAGAGUUAAAAGUGUUUCAAAAGGCGAAAAUAUCAAGUAAAUAUCAGCCUAUUCUGAGGCACUUUAUGGAAGUAGAUCCUUAUAUGCUGCUAGUUUAUUUUAUAUAUUUAUAUAUACUUUAUUUUAGUUGCACUUGUGUACGUAGCACUGUAAACCUAGUUGACAGAUAGGAACUUUUAGCUUUUUAUUUAUAUUUUAGCAUGUUAGCACUUACGCUUUCUACUGCUUUAGCACUUUGUACAUAAUUACAGAAUUACAGGUUCUCUUAUUUUUAUAAUAAAUAUACACUAUUAUUUGUAUUAAACUUUUAAUGUAUUAAACUCAAUAUGACAAUAUACUGCAAUGCCUUUCGAGUGUUAGUAACACAAUACAAGUGUACAAUGUAAAAUACUUAAUAAUAAUUCUAAUUCAAUAAACCAGUUUUUGUAAAA